AUGGACAAUGUCCAACCAAAGUCUAUAUUGACCAACGAGGACCCGACUAUAAUGAGAGAAAUUAGACAUGUUUUCCCAUCUUCUAUACAUCGUCUCUGUGGUUGGCAUUUGGAGAAGCAUAGGACCAGUCACAUGGGGCCCUUAUACAAGAAAUACCCCCAUCUGAAGAAUGCAUAUUAUAGUUGCAUACAUGAUUCGAAAACAAUUACAGAGUUUGAGCAAAAAUGGGACGGAAUGAUUGAGAGAUUCAAUUUACAAGACCAUAAAUGGUUGAGGAGACAGUUCAAACAAAGGAAGCAUUGGGUUCCAUGUUACUUUCCUGACAUAUUUUUUGCUGGUAUGAGCAUAACCCAGAGAGGUGAGUCAAUGAACAAGUACUUCAAAGGCUUCUUCAGUCCAUCUACUCCAAUUUGUGAAUUUAUUACACAAUAUGAUGAGGCUGUUAAGAAAGGAAGAGAAAAGGAAGCGAACGUAGACAUCAAAUGCAUGACCUCCUUACCAUGUUUGCAUACAGAGCAUAAAAUUGAGAAGCAAGCCAGGCUUAUUUAUACAGCGAAGGUGUUUGGGGUUUUCUUUAAAGAAUGGUGUGCAUGCUUUGGACUUGUGGCUAAGGUUAUAGAAUUUGAUAUCCACGAGAGAAGGUAUAGGGUAUUUUCAGAGGAUGGUAGUCGAGAAAUUGACUUGAACUAUGUGAUUGACAAUGAAGAUGGUGAAAUGAGCAGUUGUAGCUGUAAGAAGUUCGAGCAGUUAGGGUUACUGUCCAGGCAUAUACUAAAGGUGUAUGUAAUAACGGACAGAUCCGAGAUUCCCCAAACCUACGUUUUACGUAGAUGGACCAAAGGUGCUAAUACUAGUGUUGGAGAACAUCGUGGGGGCUCAUCUCAGCAGCAGACCCUGUAG
Molecule: messenger RNA, 900 nt
Organism: Telopea speciosissima
Lineage: Eukaryota; Viridiplantae; Streptophyta; Magnoliopsida; Proteales; Proteaceae
Product: protein FAR1-RELATED SEQUENCE 5-like
Exons: 1
Coding region: 1-900 (299 amino acids)
Biological process (GO): regulation of DNA-templated transcription
Molecular function (GO): zinc ion binding
Source: RefSeq, a predicted model, not a curated record